AUGAGCCUCAAAGCCGCCGCGCAGCUGCUCGUCCGCUCCCCCUCCGACGUCGUCAUCGUCUCGGCCCUGCGCACGCCCAUCUGCCGGGCCUACAAGGGCCGCCUGCGGGACGCCUACCCCGAGGAGCUGCUCGCCUCGGUCCUGGCGGCGACGCGCGCCGCGCUGCCCGACCUCCCUCCUGCCGCCGUCGAGGACGUGGCCGUCGGCGUCGUCCUCUCGGAGCUCGGCGGGAGCAAGGCCGCGCGCAUGGCCCUCAACCACGCCGGCUACCCCAACAGCACGACGCUGCACACCGUCAACCGCGCGUGCGCGUCGUCCCUCCAGGCCGUCUCCGCCGUCGCCGCGCAGAUCCGCGCCGGCACCAUCAGCGCCGGCAUCGCCGCCGGCAUGGAGAGCAUGACGAGAAACUACGGCAGCAGGGCCGUCCCGCAGGACGUGUGGCCCGCGCUGCGCGAUUCCGAGGACAAGAACGUCCGCGACUGCGUCAUGCCCAUGGGCCUGACGUCGGAAAACGUCGCGCGCCGGUACGGCGUCUCCCGCGCCGACCAGGAUGCGUUUGCCGUCGAGAGCCAUCGCCGCGCCGCGGCGGCGCGGGCCGCCGGCGCCUUUGACGAGGAGAUUGCGCCGGUGCGGACGCGCUUCCAGGAGGUCGACAAGCAGGGGAACAAGGUCGGCGGGGAGCAGGCCGUCACCGUCGCGCACGACGACGGCAUCCGCGAGGGGGCGACGCUCGAGGCGCUCGCCAAGCUCAAGCCCGCGUUCGCGGCCGACGGCGCCUCGACGGCCGGCAACUCGAGCCAGGUGUCGGACGGCGCGGCCGCGACGCUGCUGAUGCGCCGCAGCGCCGCCGCCGAGCUCGGCCUGUCGGGCGCCGUCAUGGGCCGCUACGUCGCGGGCGUGACGGUCGGCUGCGCGCCCGACGAGAUGGGCGUCGGCCCCGCGCUCGCCGUGCCGAAGCUGCUCAGGCACACGGGGCUCGAGGCGGGCGACGUGCACCGCUGGGAGGUCAACGAGGCGUUUGCGAGCCAGGCGCUGCACUGCGUGCGCGCGCUCGGCCUCGAGGGCGCGUGGCAGGACGGGCGCGUGAACCCGGACGGUGGCGCGAUUGCGCUGGGUCACCCGCUCGGCGCGACGGGCGCGAGGAUGGUGGCGACGCUGAUGCAUGGCCUGAGGAGGGCGGGCAAGGGCGACGUCGGCGUGGCGACGCUGUGCAUCGGCACGGGCAUGGGUCACGCUGCGCUGUUUGUGGCGGAGUGA
Molecule: messenger RNA, 1257 nt
Organism: Akanthomyces muscarius
Lineage: Eukaryota; Fungi; Ascomycota; Sordariomycetes; Hypocreales; Cordycipitaceae
Exons: 1
Coding region: 1-1257 (418 amino acids)
Biological process (GO): fatty acid beta-oxidation; phenylacetate catabolic process
Cellular component (GO): peroxisome
Molecular function (GO): acetyl-CoA C-acyltransferase activity
Source: RefSeq, a predicted model, not a curated record